Molecule: messenger RNA, 1545 nt
Organism: Aspergillus japonicus CBS 114.51
Lineage: Eukaryota; Fungi; Ascomycota; Eurotiomycetes; Eurotiales; Aspergillaceae
Product: S-adenosyl-L-methionine-dependent methyltransferase
Exons: 4
Coding region: 1-1545 (514 amino acids)
Biological process (GO): cellular response to biotic stimulus
Source: RefSeq, a predicted model, not a curated record
AUGUCCCCUCCUGCACCAAAGAAUGUCAAUCUUCCCAACGACAUCGAGUAUAUUCCCACUCCACCACCCCAGCCCUCGGCCUUCACUGCCGGCGACCACCACCAAAACGGUGGAGUUGCCCUAACCACGUCCCCCGCCCUUCACAACCCGCCGCUACCCGUUGACGGACCUGGCAAUGAAUCCUUCUCCAAUCUCUGGUUGAUCAGUGCUCUAGUGGGAGUCCCCGCGCUCCUGACAUGGACAAUCGGUGGAGGGAUGAAGACCGGAGUGUGCCUUGGUCUGGUCACUCUAUUCCCCAUCCUCAUUGCCUUCUGGACCUGGACCUCGAGCUGCAGCCCUCCUACCAACACCAAAGUCAAAUUACCCGGUCGGCCCAUCGAACAAUAUGUCACCUUCAAGAAGGAAGCGGAUCGGGCCAAAUGGCACGGUCGGAACAAAGUGCCUUUGCAAACCUUUUGCGAGAUGUAUCUCGACGGUGAGGUCGAUUUCAACGGCGAUUGUCUAGAUGUCAUGGAGUACCGCCACGACUGGGCCAACUUUCGGUUUACCUGGGAGCUAUUCAAGUAUAUCCUCCUGACCUUCGCCCGGGACGUCCUCUUCCACACCAAGUCGCAGGAUGAGGAACAAAUUCGGCCCAACUACGACCGCGGGAAUGACCACUACGCCUGGUUCCUCGGUCCCCGGAUGGUCUACACUUCGGGGAUCAUCUCCGAUCCAGACCGAGAGGAAACCCUGGAGGAAAUGCAGGAUAACAAGAUGGCGAUUGUCUGUGAGAAGCUCGGUCUCAAGGAGGGGGAGACGAUGCUCGAUAUCGGUUGUGGCUGGGGAACCCUCGCCAAGUUUGCGAGUCUCAACUACGGGGCCAAAGUCACCGGUCUCACCAUUGCGCAGCAUCAGACGGCUUGGGGGAAUGAGGCACUUCGGGCCGCCGGGGUUCCCGAGGCCCAGAGUCGGAUUCUUUGCAUGGACUAUCGCGAUAUUCCCCGGACCCAGUACGACAAAAUCACCCAGAUCGAAAUGGGCGAGCACGUCGGCGUUCGCAAGCUAUCCACCUUCUUCCGUCAGUGUUACGACCUGCUCAAGGAUGACGGGGCCAUGUAUGUUCAGCUCUCGGGCCUACGGCAGGCGUGGCAGUACGAGGAUCUCAUUUGGGGCCUGUAUCUGAACAAGUACAUUUUCCGCGGCGCCGAUGCCUCGACCCCGUUGUGGUAUUACGUCCUGGCCAUGGAGCGGGCCGGAUUCGAGAUCAAAAGUAUCGAUACCGUUGGGGUGCACUACUCGGGCACUCUCUGGAGGUGGUAUCGGAACUGGAUUGGGAAUGCGGAGACAAUCAAGGCCACGUAUGGUCAGCGAUGGUUUAGAAUAUGGGAACUGUUUCUUGCUUGGUCGGUCAUUGCUUCUCGCCAGGGCAGUGCCACUUGCUACCAGUUUGUGGUGGUGAAGAACCUUAACUCGACCCACCGCAUCAACGGAGUCUCGUCGCAGUUUGGAUUAUCGGCUGCAUUGGCUGCCAGCAGAAUGGCGGGCAAGUCGAGACUACCGUGA